UGAAUCGCGAGGUGGUCGUUUGCACCUUCCAGUCGCGGCACUGCAAGCGGCCCUUCCACGUUGCUCACCUCCUAUGCAAGCAGGCCUGUGUGCGCUGUUAGCGGUUUACUUGUUAAUGCCACCCGAGCUUGGACUCUGGACUCCGGCUCCACCGCCAACAGCUCAAUGGAGCGCGG
Amoebophrya sp. A25 is the source of this 176-nucleotide messenger RNA. The record is from the annotation of a GenBank genome assembly. Lineage: Eukaryota; Dinophyceae; Syndiniales; Amoebophryaceae.